Messenger RNA from Apaloderma vittatum (bar-tailed trogon), 1386 nucleotides. RefSeq names its product G protein-coupled receptor 21 (gene GPR21). The record is from RefSeq and is a predicted model, not a curated record. Gene Ontology annotation, biological process: G protein-coupled receptor signaling pathway. Bases 1 to 978 code for a protein of 325 amino acids. Gene Ontology annotation, cellular component: membrane. NCBI's taxonomy places the organism in Eukaryota, Metazoa, Chordata, Aves, Trogoniformes, Trogonidae. The transcript has 2 exons. Gene Ontology annotation, molecular function: G protein-coupled receptor activity.
AUGAACUCCUCUCUGGUUGGCAACCAGAGUGGCCGGCCGUUCUGUCUCCUGGCCAUUAGCUAUUUGGAGACCAUCAAUUUUUGCCUCCUGGAAGUGGUUAUUAUUGUGUUCCUCAUGGUGCUAAUCUACUUCAUCCAGACUAUGGCGUAUGCUGACCUCCUGGUGGGCGUGAGCUGUCUGGUGCCUUCUUUGUCCCUGCUGCACUACCCUAUUGUUUUAACUGAGUCCUUGGUUUGCCAAAUCUUUGGUUACGUGGUGUCGGUGCUGAAUAGCGUCUCCAUGGCCUCUUUGGCAUGCAUCAGCAUUGACAGAUACAUUGCCAUCACGAAGCCGCUGACCUACAACACGCUCGUGACCCCGUGGAGACUUCGAAUCUGCAUCCUGAUCAUUUGGCUCUACUCCUGCCUGGUGUUCUUGCCCUCCUUUCACUGGGGAAAGCCUGGAUAUCACGGGGACGUGUUCCAGUGGUGCGCAAAUUCCUGGAACACCGAUCCCUAUUUUACCCUCUUCAUUGUGGUGAUGCUCUAUGCCCCGGCUGCUUUCAUCGUCUGCUUCACUUACUUCAACAUCUUCCGCAUCUGCCAGCAGCACACCAAGGAGAUCAACGAAAGGCGAGUGCGCUUCAGCUCUCAGGACGGGGAGGCUGGGGAGGCGCAGCCCUGCCCGGACAAGCGCUACGCCAUGGUUCUUUUCCGCAUCACCAGCGUCUUCUACAUCCUCUGGUUGCCCUACAUAAUCUAUUUUCUGCUGGAGAGCUCCAACGUCUAUAGUAACCGCGUUGCAUCCUUCUUGACCACUUGGCUUGCCAUUAGCAACAGUUUCUGCAACUGUGUCAUUUACAGUCUCUCCAACAGUGUCUUUCAAAAGGGGCUUAAGCGUCUCUCGGGGGCUAUUUGUGCCUCUUGCGCUAGACAGAGGGUAGCUAAGGACUCCUCUACCUCUAGGAGCAAAAGAUCUUCCAAUGGAUGUCAUGUCUAAGACACCUGUCUGCGGGACUGGGAAGUGCAGGGACAAUUCCAUAAAUGGCAAAAUAAGUUAAAUACAAUUUUAAGAUGUCCAGAUUUGCAAAAAGGUUUCUGAAAAAUGCUGCUGACGUGGAAGAAUCAGGAGCACAUAUCAUUGUGAUUUCACUUUAAAAAAAAAAUAUUGCUGUGGAGGAGGCUGUGGAGUUUCACCUCCAUGUUCGUUUUUAAGAAUAAAGCUGUAUCUUGACACUUACCUCUCCAGCUGGUGUGACUGAAUGGAGUGGGUGUCUGAGAGCUUCGGCAAAAUGUAGUCUUUCUUACAGCUUUACUGGGUUCUUUGGAGAUUCGUGCUUCACAUGUAAAUGAUAGAUCUGAAGUGGAAAUAUCACAGUAUAUGGUGUAUUACAGGGAUUUUUAAUAU